Messenger RNA from Paramisgurnus dabryanus, 2197 nucleotides. It is a transcript of the gene prmt8b, whose product is annotated as protein arginine methyltransferase 8b. NCBI's taxonomy places the organism in Eukaryota, Metazoa, Chordata, Actinopteri, Cypriniformes, Cobitidae. Gene Ontology annotation, cellular component: plasma membrane. The record is from RefSeq and is a predicted model, not a curated record. Gene Ontology annotation, biological process: chromatin remodeling; peptidyl-arginine methylation, to asymmetrical-dimethyl arginine. Gene Ontology annotation, molecular function: protein-arginine omega-N monomethyltransferase activity; histone methyltransferase activity; protein-arginine omega-N asymmetric methyltransferase activity.
UUGGGUCCACAUGCAAGCCCAGUCUCUCUUAACUCCAGGAGAAGCGCAACUUUACGCGUUAACCAAACGCAACUUGACUGACCACACAGACGCAGGUGGACAAUGCAUUUCUUUGAAAUGUUAAGGACUAAGAAUAGUGAAUAGAAACUUUUUUUAAGCCGGACAAUAGAGAAGCGGGAAAUUAAAGAUGCUUUCUUAUCUGUCCGGCUCAAGGUAACGCGUGGAUGCGGGCGCAUCGUGGCUCAACUGGUCCCCAAGUGGCGCUUUUUAGGACCUGUCCAUAACUUUUGCGCGAUGGACGAACGGUUUUCUUUCCGUAUGAAUCUAAAGCAUGAUUUUAGGGGAAUAUUUAAGACGUCCUUAUGACAGUUCCCUAUUCGUUUUAUUUAGCAAUUUAUUGUUUAUUACGCAAAGCAUUGCACAUCAAGAAAUGAGUCUUUAGUGUGCAAAACGAAUACUGCUUAGCCUAUUAAAUAUAUGCUAAAAGUUCUGCAGGACAUUCAGCGAGAGCACUGACACAGUUUUGCGUUUAUCGAGUUAAUCCCGUGGGCUCGUAUGGGACUGAGGCACUCAUCGCGGUGCCUGCUGCUGCGGAGAAAGAUGGCGGAGGCGGAGAGCUCGGAGCACCGCCAACAUAAGCAACAGCAGCAAAAGCAACGCAUUUCCAGCGUACCCUCAUCUCAAUCCCUUCAACCGUCUUCACUACCAAAGCCGGUGACCUCCGUUCACCAUGUUCCUCACCCUCCACACACGCCGCAUGUCUCCGCGCUCUCAGCCUGUCCGGGCCGAGGCAAGAUGGCCAAGUUGCUCAACCCAGAGGAGAUGACUUCACGAGACUACUACUUCGACUCCUACGCCCACUUUGGGAUUCAUGAGGAGAUGCUAAAGGAUGAGAUCAGGACACUAACCUACAGAAACUCCAUGUAUCAUAAUAAACACAUCUUUAAGGAUAAGAUUGUGUUAGAUGUGGGCAGUGGAACAGGAAUCCUCUCCAUGUUCGCCGCCAAGGCGGGUGCCAAGCAUGUCUAUGGGAUCGAAUGCUCCAGUAUAUCAGAGUAUUCUGAGAAAAUUAUCAAAGCGAAUCACCUGGACAAUGUUAUUACCAUCAUUAAAGGGAAGGUGGAAGAGACGGAGCUGCCGGUGGAUCAGGUGGACAUCAUCAUUUCAGAGUGGAUGGGUUACUGUCUCUUUUAUGAGUCUAUGUUGAAGACAGUCAUCUACGCCAGGGACAAAUGGCUGAAGCCCGGAGGCUUCAUGUUUCCAGACAGAGCAACUCUGUAUGUCGUCGCCAUUGAAGACCGUCAAUACAAAGACUUUAAAAUCCACUGGUGGGAGAACGUCUACGGUUUUGAUAUGACGUGCAUUCGUAACGUCGCGAUGAUGGAGCCGCUGGUGGAUGUAGUGGAUCCCAAACAAGUCGUGACCAGCUCUUGCCUCAUUAAGGAAGUGGACAUCUACACAGUAAAGACUGAAGAUCUGACCUUUACCUCGGCCUUUUGCCUGCAGAUUCAGAGGAACGAUUAUGUUCACGCCCUUGUGACUUACUUCAACAUUGAGUUCACCAAGUGUCACAAAAAGACCGGCUUUUCAACAGCCCCCGAUGCCCCCAGCACUCAUUGGAAACAGACUGUAUUUUAUUUGGAGGAUUACUUAACCGUGAGGAGAGGGGAAGAAAUCCUGGGAAGCAUUACUGUAAAACCCAACGAAAAGAAUGAGCGCGACUUGGAUUUCACCUUCGAGCUCGAUUUCAAAGGACAGCUCUGCGAUGCGGCCAUCUCUCACGACUACAAAAUGCGGUAAAGGCCGAGAGUAUCCCACGUCGGGCCAACGUUAGCUGUGGAGAUUCAGCAGAGAACCAGACUGUGUUACCUCCUCUGCCUCUGUCUGGAUUAGUGAGAACGAACCACAUGGCUCUGAUGAUGUCAUCAGUGCGAGUCCGGCACUUAAAGCAAUAGCGUCAUCACAUCGUCACGUUACGAAACGUACACGCAGGAUAGACUGUGAAAAAAAAUCACUCUGAAUGUAACCGAUCAUGACUUUGAGAAUGUCCAAGUUUGCGUUUAUUUGAGUUUUAUAAGUAGAAAAGCAUUACUGUUGACAGUAGAUAAGAUAUAAAACAAAACCGCCUCAUAGAAAAAAGGCUAUUGAUGUUGAAAAAAGCAUGGGUGACAUUUACAGUAAGAGCUACUGGUUGUUU